AUGCAGACGCAGAUCUGGAUUCAGUCAGCAUCUGCGCUCGAAACGAAACGAAAGAAAAAUAAAACACAAACUGAAACAGAAUCUGGCAGCGAGCGAGGAAAAUGGAAAUGGCAGGAAAAUUCAAAUCACAAACUCGGUAUUUAUUUGCGAAGCGUAAAUGCUUACCACUUAAAAUGUGCUCGACUGCCACCUAAAAACCAAUUGUUGGAAAAAGCACAACCAUCCGAAUGGGUGGAUGUUUGGGGGGGGGGGGGGAUGACUGAGUGGGUGGUAGGCGGUGGAAGGACACGGGAGCAGAAGGAGUGAAAGGACCAAAGGCAACAUAUGUUUUUUAUGCCUGAGCUGUCUAAGUGGAUACGGGCGGAACGAGUGCUCAGAGGAGCGACAGGAAAAGUGGAAGAUGGGGCACGGGGCAUGCUGGGCGAGAAAACUGCGGGACAGCUGCCAGAGCUUGUUAGAAUCUCCCAAAGGGGGAAAUUCCCUGGCAAGGCGAAAUAUGGAAUUCAUUAAACGAUUCGGUAUAUAUAGAAUAAAUUGGAUUGGAAAAGCAAAGACAAAUACCCGAAGCAAAAGUGGAACAAAGCUGGUUAAA
This is a messenger RNA of Drosophila gunungcola (fruit fly), 592 nucleotides long. RefSeq lists its product as uncharacterized. NCBI's taxonomy places the organism in Eukaryota, Metazoa, Arthropoda, Insecta, Diptera, Drosophilidae. The record is from RefSeq and is a predicted model, not a curated record.